Molecule: messenger RNA, 1534 nt
Organism: Nanorana parkeri
Lineage: Eukaryota; Metazoa; Chordata; Amphibia; Anura; Dicroglossidae
Gene: AUH
Product: AU RNA binding methylglutaconyl-CoA hydratase
Exons: 10
Coding region: 82-1053 (323 amino acids)
Biological process (GO): fatty acid beta-oxidation
Cellular component (GO): mitochondrion
Molecular function (GO): enoyl-CoA hydratase activity
Source: RefSeq, a predicted model, not a curated record
ACAACAGUACGGGCACACACCAGCAGGAGCGUUAUUCCCGGACAAGCGUGCAGUGGCGGCGUUUCAGUGACGUCACCCAGCAUGGCGGCUCUGGCUGGCUUGAGGGUCCUGGGCUACGGCGGUGGGGUAGCAUGGGCUGCACGCGCCGCCUCGUGGCGGGUCCCUCGCGGCCAGGAGCUCGGGGGGCAGGGGCAUUUGGUGAUACGUGUGUACGGCACUGGGGGGCGCCAGUACAGCUCGGAGGCGAGAAGCGAGGACGAACUGAGGGUCAGCUACCUGGAGGGAGAGGAGCAAGGAAUUGUGGUACUUGGAAUCAAUCGUCCACAGGCAAAAAAUGCUAUCAGUAAAGGUUUGGUCAAAUCGAUGAUGAAGACAGUUGAUUCAUUGAAGGGCAAUAACAAAGUGAGGACUGUAAUCUUACGGAGUGAAGUCCCUGGAGUGUUUUGUGCAGGAGCAGAUUUAAAAGAGAGAGCAAAGAUGCACCCUAGUGAAGUUGGACCAUUUGUAUCAAGAGCAAGAGCCCUCAUGAAUGAAUUUGCAAACCUUCCAAUGCCAACCAUCGCUGCCUUGGAUGGAGCAGCUCUAGGGGGAGGCCUAGAGAUGGCUUUAGCCACUGACAUCAUAGUAGCAGCUUCUACAGCUAAAAUGGGUCUAGUAGAAACCAAGCUGGCCAUAAUUCCUGGAGCAGGUGGAACACAGAGGCUACCUCGUGCUGUUGGAGUAGCUGUAGCAAAGGAACUCAUAUUUUCUGCACGUGUCCUGGAUGGUAAUGAAGCCAAAGUCAUCGGUUUGGUCAGCCACGUUGUAGAACAGAAUGAUGAGGGAGAUGCAGCCUAUAAAAGGGCUUUGGCUUUAGCACGGGAAUUCACAUCUCAGGGACCGAUUGCAAUGAGAAUGGCUAAAUUAGCAAUCAACCAAGGCAUUGAAGUGGACUUAGCCACAGGCUUAGCAAUAGAAGAAGCAUGCUAUGCUCAGGUUAUUCCAACUAAGGAUAGAAUUGAAGGCCUACUAGCAUUUAAGGAGAAAAGGCCUCCACGUUUCAAGGGGGAGUAAAGGACCACAGGAAUGCCUUACCUAAGAACAUAGCAGAAUAAAUGUGUUGGGGACCUUCUGUGUGUGCGUUUCCUCGACCUCACAACCAUGGAAAUUAAAAACAUUACGGCAGGUGAGCGUGCCCAUACACCUUCCUGACCCUGUAGAUCACUCUCAUAGUUUUUAGCAUUGCCUGUGACAACAAGCGCAGCCACAAACCUUCCUUUGUUAGUUAACAGAAAUGUCAGAGUCUCCAGCUCAGUAGUCAGUGCUAGUAAGCUCUGGGGCUGCAGCCGCAGUCAAGAUCUGCAUUUUGUUUUCAUGCUUCAGCAGCAUUGUAUGUUAUGAAACACUGUUCAUAUAGAAUGUCAAAAUAAUGUAAAUUAAAGCCAUAUAAAUUAUUGUUCAUAAUAUUACUUAAAGAUGUCAGCAAACCAUACUGGUAAAAAAACAAAAAAAAAACAUUUUCAAGGGAUCAUUUAAAAAAAUGUACUUGAUCAAU